Molecule: messenger RNA, 5949 nt
Organism: Synchiropus splendidus (mandarinfish)
Lineage: Eukaryota; Metazoa; Chordata; Actinopteri; Syngnathiformes; Callionymidae
Gene: lrrc4bb
Product: leucine rich repeat containing 4Bb
Exons: 3
Coding region: 819-3044 (741 amino acids)
Cellular component (GO): plasma membrane
Molecular function (GO): protein binding
Source: RefSeq, a predicted model, not a curated record
AGGUGCGUAGCUGCUCUCUGCUGCUGGACGCAGAGAUCUCUGCCCAGCGGGAGCGUCGGGUUUGCUGCUGCGCUCCAGUCCCCAGACGCACGGAAGCUUUUCUGCCGGAUCCACUCGCUAAAAUGUGACGAGCUUAACACACUCGUCUCCAGUGACUCCUCGCCGUCAGACGUAGUCUGUGGGUAACCUCCUGUUUGUGUGUAUGUUUGUGUGUGAGUGUGUGUGUGCGUGUGCGCGCGCGCUCGCUCGUCUCUAACCUGCCGUCGCUGCGCUGCGUUGGCGCUGCGGAAUAGCAAGAACAAGAGGCAGCUCUCAUCCGUGGAAACAAGCAAAUCAAUUUAGGGGAAGAGGAGAGGAAAAGGCAGAGACGGAUCUUCGAGCCGUGGGGAAAGUAGCUGAUCCGCAGGACAAGGACGAGAGGAGAAAAAACGUCGCCAUGAAGAAGUGAGGAGAGGCGGCUGCUGCAAAAGGACAAACUCUUUCAAAAGAAGAUAAUCCCAAAAUAUUUAAUAACUGUCACAGGAACAAAAAUUGACCCCUCCCCCACACCCCUUCCAACAAAAAAAAAAGAAAUGAAAAAACAGGGUGUUUUUUAAAGGAAGGACUAGCAUAGAGGGACGGAUCUAUUCAUGGUAACUCGACGCUUCGCUACAAAAUCCCUCACUUGCUCCUUAAUUAUUAAACCCACAGCUUGAAAAGAAGAAACAAAAAAACAGCAUGAGAGCAUAAAAGAUGAACAUCAAAAAAAGCUCUUAAACACCCCUUCAGGAGGUGACACAUCAGCCAUUGUGAUAGGGGUGGGGCAUGACUCAGUUGCCAUGCGGGUUGUCAUGGUGACCAGCCCUUGCACCCCAUCCCCCCUCCUCUGGUUGGUCCAGUUGUUGUUGUGGUUCCACAACCAUGGACCUCAGCUGACAGAGGCGGUGCCCCCAUGCCCGAACCCCUGUACCUGCUCGAAUCAAGCAAGCCGUGUCAUCUGUACAAGGAAAAGUUUGGAUCAAGUUCCAGACAGUAUUUCAGAGAACACAAGAUACCUCAAUCUACAGGAGAACAGCAUCCAGGUGAUCAAAUCAGACACUUUCAAACACCUGCGGCAUCUGGAAAUCCUCCAGCUCUCCAAGAACCAUAUCAGGCAAAUUGAAGUUGGAGCUUUCAAUGGCCUUCCUAACCUCAAUACGCUGGAGCUUUUUGACAACCGUCUCACAGUUGUACCAUCGCAGGCCUUCGAGUACCUCAGCAAGCUAAGGGAACUUUGGCUACGGAACAACCCCAUUGAGACGUUGCCGGCAUUUGCCUUUCACAGAGUCCCUUCGUUACGCCGUUUGGAUUUGGGCGAACUUCGGAAACUGGAUUUCAUCUCAGAAGCUGCUUUCGAGGGACUGAUCAACCUGCGAUUCUUGAAUCUCGGUAUGUGUGGUCUGAAGGACAUUCCUAACCUCACUCCUCUGGUGCGUUUGGAGGAGCUGGAGUUAUCAGGUAACCAACUGGGGAUCGUGAGGCCUGGAUCCUUUCAAGGACUGGUGUCACUCCGGAAGCUUUGGUUAAUGCAUUCUCGAGUGUCCGUCAUUGAGCGCAAUGCUUUUGACGAUCUCAAAAAUUUGGAGGAGCUGAACCUGUCUCAUAAUUCCUUGCAUUCUCUUCCCCAUGACCUGUUCACCCCGUUGCACCAACUGGAGCGGGUCCAUCUCAAUCACAACCCCUGGGUGUGUAACUGCGAUGUUCUGUGGCUGAGCUGGUGGCUGAAAGAAACUGUUCCUAGCAACACCACUUGCUGCGCCCGAUGCCACGCUCCCCCGGGUCUCAAGGGCAAGUACAUCGGGGAGCUAGACCAGAGCCAUUUUACCUGCUACGCCCCAGUUAUUGUUGAGCCACCAACCGAUCUCAAUGUCACAGAGGGCAUGGCUGCCGAGCUCAAGUGUCGUACCGGAACCUCCAUGACCUCUGUGAACUGGUUCACCCCAAAUGGCACUCUGAUGACGCACGGAUCAUAUCGGGUUAGGAUCUCAGUCCUUCACGACGGAACGCUCAACUUCACCAACGUGACCGUGCAAGACACCGGGCCGUACACUUGCAUGGUUACCAACUCUGCGGGAAACACGACAGCGACCGCAGUCCUUAACGUGUCUGCGUCUGAUCCCAGCAACAGCUACAGCUAUUUUACCACCGUCACUGUAGAAACGGUUGAAACGAUCGGAGGGGGCGAGGACAAGAAUUCAGCCAGACAGUACAUUAAUGAGACCUUCAUAGAUUUCCCCAAUCCCACUGUGUUCAGAGGGGGCCAGUCUGACGUCACUAUCCCUCCUUCUGCCUCGUCCUUUUCAUCACUGUCCCCACGAGCCAAUAGAGGCCCUGAAAAUGCAGUGACUGUGCCUGUGAUGGAUGUGACUAACAUACCGGGCUUAGAUGAUGUCAUGAAAACAACGAAGAUCAUCAUCGGCUGCUUCGUGGCCAUUACUUUCAUGGCAGCUGUAAUGCUGGUGGUCUUCUAUAAGCUCCGCAAGCAGCACCAGCUGCAUAAACACCACGGCCCGGCUCGAGCCAUCGAAAUAGUCAAUGUUGAAGAUGAGAUUGGGGCUGGCGCGGGAAGUGGCCUCUCCGCAGGGCCAACGGUGAAUUCUGGUGGCGGCGAAGGAACGCUAAGGAUACAUCAUCCAGAGAUCGUCAAUCUACCCAACAUUGGUCGCUCGGAUACGCUCAACCACUACUACAAGACCCAUCAUUUUAACAACAAUGUGAUGGGCCUAAGCAUUGGUCCUGAAGGGAUGGGGCCGGGGGGGAUGCUCAAUAGCAAGAACCAUCAGGGUCAGGAAAUCUCAUGCACCCCAAUUCCGAUCUCCACCUCUACUUUGCUGACGACGUCAGGCAACGGCACCAACACCAACCCGUGUUCUAUGUCCCCACCGCUGCCCAUGUCCCUCCCAAUGCCAACCAUGGGCUUACAUGGAUCCAUUAAAGGUUUCAUGGGACAAAGCCAGAAUCCUCAAAUGGAGCCUCUUCUGUUUAAAGGAAACUCCAAGGAAAAUGUUCAAGAGACUCAGAUUUAAGCGUGCAGUGCGAGGAUAUAAAGUUAACGGUCAGGAUUUGAAGACAGCCAGGGGAUUGAUGGCGGGUGGAUGCGUGGAACCUUUAGACACUGGAGCGCAUUGACAUUGCACCAGGAGAGAGGGUAGACUGACGUGUCAAUACACAAACACCGAGACUUAUACGUGAUAGUGUACUGAGCCAAGGAUUACCACAAUGGGCCACUUGUGUUUGUAGUAACAACCACGGUCAUGGAGAUCAAGGAGUGGACAUUGCUACAAUGUAAAUCUGUGCCAAAGCAAAUGUUUUUGCAGUUUCAACAAGCUGUGUUCUCAUUGGGAAAAACAAGCCUUUCAAAAAUAACGAGUCCCAGAUUCGUUGUUGGCCUGUCGACAUGAAAGACACGCACAGCACUGACGACGUCUAAGUUCUGAUAUAAUAUAAAACUAAAUCCAGAGAGACGUUUUUCUCCACAAACACAAACUUACACACUCUCAAGUGACUUUAAAGACUCUGUCGAAGCGACAACAAUGUAGACAUAAAUAGAUGGACAAAAGGUACAGUGCAGUACAAACUACUGUGAAAAAUCCACAAAUUAUAUAAAUAUAUUUUCAUUUAAAUAUGUAUCAUUGCAGACUCCGAUGCAGAGAUAUUUUGAAGUGGAUGUAUAAGCUGGUAUAGUUUUUCUUUGUGAAUAAUCAGGGGUGCUGAUGGCGAAGGUUGGCUAUGUUGGCUAUGUUUUAAGUUUGGCUACUUCUCAGAAACAUAAGGGCUCAAUUGCAACUCUCAUUGUGAAUCUUUGAAUUGGCUUUUGUGACAUGAACUCCAUUUAGGUUGUAGAGCAGUAAGAGCAGAUAUCUGUUUGACAAACUUUGUCCGUUGCUUCAGUAAUAACCAUUACAGACUUCUUGUGUUAUGAGUGUAUUACGUAUUAUUUGUGAAAGCCAAAUACUUGGUAUUUGACUUGACAAUUCUGAUACUUAAAAGCCAGCAUCUAAUAACGGUAAACAAUGUUCCACAAACACAGAAAUGCAAAGACCUGUACGGAUAAAACAAAGUGUUAAUAAUGUGUUAUUUGAAUCGAAUCAGUAGCCAGAUAUUUGCUUUUAGACAGGAAUUUGAUAUGACCUCCAUGGUGACCAUAAUCAUGCCAUAAAUGCUGUCAUCAGGAUGAAAAGACAUCUCUGCAGCAGCAUUCAAGAAGGGAUUAAACAUCCAUCCUAGGAUGGUUCGAAUGAAUGGAAAUGUACAGUAUAUUAAUAAUAAUAAUGUCUGGUUGUAUGACAAUUGUGAGAUCCACAUUUUUACAGUGUAACUUUCAUAUGUUAAAUGCAAUUUACGCUUCUUGCGUUUCAACUCUGUAUUUCUUUAUUUUUGUUAGUUUGAUAUAAUGUGUACAGUUGUCUAGCCAUGUAUCAUUACGUGUGAAAUAAAUCAAUCAUAUAUUGGAUGGUGGUGGAUGAAUGUGGUGUCCACAUGGCUCGAGAGUCAGAUGUUAUUCCGACAAACAUGCUCUUAAUGUCCCUUCUGUGGUUUGGCCGAGCCACUGAGUCACUCUGCAAAUGACGAAUGACUCCGCUCUAUUAACAUGUUCAAACAGACUGUUAGUCACUGGCCACUAGUCCCCCCACAGACACUAGUCAUUUGGUGUAAUGACUUGUUUUGAAGACUGUACUUUGGACAUGGUUAUUUACUGGAUCUAAAGUUGCCAUAAAAAGAAAAGGAGAUAUUUACUCCAGUUGUCUUUGAUAUAGCACAGUCUGCGGUGGAAUAGUGGGCUCUCCAAGUCACGCUGAAUGGAGAACAAUUGGGACAUGUCUAAUGUGAGCAAUGAUUGACGGAUUAAGAAGCUGCUGGUCACUAUGAUGGGGUUGUGUGAAAAAAAAAAUGUGCAAAACUGUUCCAUACUUUUACACUGCGACAGUGCUUUGCAUCUUUCAAUGGGCCAAAUGGCAUGUCUGCCCUUGCUAGAGCUUUUGCUGCUCUGAAUGUACACUGAAUGACUUGAGCAUUACCCAGGAAGAGAAAUGUGCCAACUCCAAAUAUCUCAUUUUUGUGUGUGAAAAUUGUGUCUUGUUCCCAAGGUACGUGCUCUCAGUUUGUAUGAGGAGUCAUGACGACUCCCUCUCAGCUCUUGAGGCUUCUACCUCGCCAAACCUGCGUGGUUCUGAAAAGUGUGAACAUUUUAGCAGCAUUUUAAGAUAAGAAAAAAAAGGGAUAAAAGAGGGAUUAAGUGCAGAGUUCUACCAGAUGAAGAAGUCAUUUUUAUUACUCAAGGAAAAAGGUGAGUGACUAAGAGGAAUAAAAGCUGAUUCACUGCCGUGAUCUUUGACGAUAGCUAUUAAAAUAUCGGAAAUUUUGAGUAUUAACGGGAACCUGUCUUGAAUCCUCACAAUAAAUCUGACGACACCAUAUUAGGGAUUAAGCCAUAGUCCAAAACUCUGGUCAUAAAAAUGUCUUUUCAGCAGAAAUGUCUACUUCCUAAUGGAGCAACAUUGAGAGGAAGUAUUGAAGGUGUUUCAACAUUGAUAGUGGAAUUGUUUCUGGUGGAGAUUCCAUCAUAUAUGGUAGAAAUGUUGACUUGAUUGUUAAGGGUUUGAUCCCAGUGUGGUCUUUCUAUUAAAUAGUCUAAGCAAUAAAUAUAUUUUCCACAUUUAGCUUCAGAGCCAGACUCUGGCAGGUUCUGUUGCAAUGGAAGGCAAAGAUAGGCGUGAACUUGCUUGAGUUCCAUGUUCUCCCCAUCCCUGCGUGGGUUUCCUCCGGGCACUCCAGGUUUAAACCGGCAGUCCAGAAACUUAUCCAUGCAAAUCUGUAAUCCCUCAUUGGUGUCAGUAUGUGCGUGUACGAAUGGAUGCUUGUUCCCAGGUAGCUGAGUCUGAAGCAGUCUCCAUCUGUAUAGUCAAAGUGCCUGAUCACAGAUGUUGACAG